Messenger RNA from Zychaea mexicana, 1155 nucleotides. Its product is annotated as oxidative stress survival, Svf1-like protein. Gene Ontology annotation, biological process: response to oxidative stress. The record is from RefSeq and is a predicted model, not a curated record. Gene Ontology annotation, cellular component: cytoplasm. Lineage: Eukaryota; Fungi; Mucoromycota; Mucoromycetes; Mucorales; Lichtheimiaceae. The transcript has 3 exons. The coding region runs from base 1 to 1155 and encodes 384 amino acids.
AUGGCAUCUUGGUUCUCUCAACUAUCCAGCACGGUUUCGAACGUCACUGGCUUGGGCGGUACGGUUGAAGAGGUGCGAACUUAUGCUGACACGGUGACCGAUGGUCAAUACUUUAGCCCACUGAGUGAAAACGAUCUCAAGUGGACUUUGGCGGAUGGCUCGUCCACCGAGAACCAGGUCUUCUACGUGACCACCAAGACGGGUGCUUUUGCCUUUGUUCAAUUGAUCCAUUCCAACAUUGGAAUCUGGAACCCUACGAUAUCGUUCACCUGCCGUUUCUUUGACCCCAACAGCAAAACCAAUGCGUUCAAGAACAUCAACCAGACAUACAACUUUAAGCUGUCCGAGGACCGCCGCUCGGUCAAGACGGAUCAUUUCAACAUUACGCUGGAUCCAACACAGACCACAUACAAGGUGGAAAUUACCCAUCCCGAAUUGGUAGUCUCACUCGACUUUACCCGCGUCGAUCGUGGGUUCAAGGUAGGCGAGGGCAAGACCUAUCUUGGCGGCGAUCAAAGCUCGGCAGCCGGCUUCGUGUCACACAAGUUCUGGCCUCGCGCUGUUGCCAAGGGCACCUUUAUUGUCGACAAGGUCUUGCAUGAAGUCGAAGGCGACGGUAUGUUUAUCCAUGCCAUCCAGGGUAUGCAGCCCCAAUUGAUUGCCUCCAACUGGAACUUUUGCGAUUUCCAAUCGGACGAUGCUUCGUUGUCAAUGAUGCAGUUCCAAACCACAAAACAGUACGGCGCUGUUAAUAUCAAUCAAGGCUCGAUCGUUUUGAACGGCAAGCUGGUCUGUGUGUCGGUCGAAAACCAUGUGGAAUUGUUGGAUCUGGUCAAGGAUGAGGAUACGGAGUAUGACAUCCCCAAGAAGAUCAAGUUGACGUGGAAGGGCAAGACGAUCAAGGAGGAAGGCGACGAGUCUCCGGCCAAGGAUGUUUCCGUCACAAUGAUCGUCACGAUCAAGAACUUGGUCGACAAGAUUGAUGUCCUCAACGAAAUUCCAUGGUUCUUGAAGAAGCUUGUCCAGACGUUUGUGGUCAAGCCUUACAUUUACCAAUGGCUUGAUACGGCUACUGCAGAAAUCGUCGUUGGCGACGAAAAGGUCGAGACGGAGGGCAGAUGCUUCCAGGAGCUUGUCUUUGUCUCUCAAUUUUAA